Messenger RNA from Suillus bovinus, 1467 nucleotides. RefSeq lists its product as uncharacterized. The transcript has 7 exons. The record is from RefSeq and is a predicted model, not a curated record. NCBI's taxonomy places the organism in Eukaryota, Fungi, Basidiomycota, Agaricomycetes, Boletales, Suillaceae. The coding region runs from base 1 to 1467 and encodes 488 amino acids. Gene Ontology annotation, biological process: mycotoxin biosynthetic process.
AUGACUCUGAUGCAUACUAGCAACAACAUCCGAACCCAGCUCUGGAUCAUCGCUCUCUGCAUUUUUAUGAAGAUCGGCAUGAUACUUUUCUUCUGCAGCCUUCAAGUUGAUAACACAACGAACGAGGUCUAUUCAUUCGUCGGCGACGAUUUCCCUCGGCUAUUGCCCCUAGCACAGGCUGGUCCAGCCCUGAUGGCCUUCGAGGAUUCAGUACAUUAUCAGAUGAACACUGAAGAUGGGAGGGCGGAGUGGGCCAGCCUAACACCGGGUAACGGGCUUGUUUAUUUGGGGGAACAGCGUGGUCACCCAUUUUCGAUCUCAAUGUUCCACCAAUUGCGUUGCCUCGAUAUCCUACGAGAGGAUAUUGUUAGAGCAAACAGCAGCGCAGCUCUGAGCCGUCACUGCCUUAACUACUUGCGUCAGAUGAUCAUGUGUCGCAGUGAUGCUCAGCUGGAAAACAUAUUGAUAGCAAGCAAGGAAACCUCAUUACAACAAUUUUUCGUGCGACCUGGGAUAUAUCUUGCCGUGUCCCUCAUGGCGUCCACUGAACUUGCUACGCAGCGUGCUCUGUAUAUUGGGAAUACCAUUUCUGUAGCCAUUUAUGCUCAUACUCCGGGUGUAGGAGGAAAUUUAUUCCUAUAUGCCUACUCUACUUACCUGCUUAUGACCUCAAGCAAGCAAGUGGAGCGCAGGAAAUUUUACAUUUAUUUCGGAGGCCUUCUCUUGCUUCUUUUGACGAUCGCCAGCACAAGUAAUAUCGUCGUCUGCGAGCUUAUGUGGAUAGAAAGGCAAAACUAUCCCGGCGGCCCCUCUGCAUUUCUUGCUGCGAAUUUAGCCGCUUGGUACAACGUUUUUGGCACAGCGGCUGACUGCACCGCAAAUAUUAUGACGGACGGACUCUUGCUUUAUCGCUGUUACAUCAUUUGGGGGUCAAGUGUGCCAGUAAUUGUCAUCCCCGCAAUUAUAUACUUGGGAUCUGCCGCUAUGGCCAUCAUCAUGGUGGUUGAGAGUGCCAUGCCAAUGUCAGAUAUAUGGCAGGGCCUUGCUGCACAAUUCGGCAUUUCAUGGGUCGCAUUAACUGUCAGCUUUAACGUCAUCGUGACUGUAUUGAUUAUUUCCCGGUUGUUAUACUAUCAUCACCGAGUACGAUCUAUCCUCACCGAUGAGCAGAAGGGUGUCUACACGGGCACUAUGGAAAUUUUGGUCGAGUCUGCCCUGCCUUUCACAAUUCUGGGGAUCGCCUACCUUGCUACCUAUAUCCAAGGUGUCCCAAGUGCGACGGCGGUAGGAAUAGUCUGGGGAACCUUUGUGGUCUUGACACCCCAGCUCAUCAUUUUAAGGGUUGCUUCGGGGGUUGCAUGGUCAAAAGAUACGGCCUCUGACGUCUCUCUAACGACUCUGCAUGCAACUUUCCAUCACGACUCAUCUUCUGGCAGCAGUAGUGAUAUGAACGAUAAGAACCUGUAA